Messenger RNA from Musa acuminata AAA Group (dessert banana), 2720 nucleotides. Its product is annotated as UDP-glucose 6-dehydrogenase 4-like. Gene Ontology annotation, cellular component: nucleus. The record is from RefSeq and is a predicted model, not a curated record. Gene Ontology annotation, biological process: glycosaminoglycan biosynthetic process. Gene Ontology annotation, molecular function: NAD binding; UDP-glucose 6-dehydrogenase activity. NCBI's taxonomy places the organism in Eukaryota, Viridiplantae, Streptophyta, Magnoliopsida, Zingiberales, Musaceae. The transcript is spliced from 3 exons. The coding region runs from base 1135 to 2577 and encodes 480 amino acids.
AUGCCUAACAAAACCAUGCAUUCAGAUUCACUCAGAUCCAACAGCUAAGUAUGAUUAGAUCCUCAAGGGCGGUCAAUCCAAAAAAAUGAAAUCUGGACUUGUGAGAACCGAGCGUGUUUGCCAACCGAAUUCACUGAAUCACAGAUCUGAAAGUAUGAGGCUCAACCAAUUUGUCUUUUUAGGUUUGUCACUGCCCGAGCUGGAUCAUAACCAAGGUUGAAUUCAGACAAAUGCUCCGACAGGAUCUGAUCCUGUAUCUUGGAGCUUCCUCUCAUGCUUUUGUUCUCUACUGCCUGAUGAACUGUUGUCCUCUUCCUGCAGAUAGGAAAAUUCCCAGAUGCUCACAUGGAUGAAGAUAACCCUCUGUCUUGCUUUAUUUGCUGUUUCUUUCUUGUUGUGUCUCUUUCAGAAUCCAAGUGGGAGAGCAGCAAUCGGUGGAGGGGAAUGGUGUGAGGAAGCUACUAAUUCCUAUAUUCUUCAAACCACCUUCAUUAGAGACUAACUUACAUUAUUAUAACCAGAGUUAGAGUUGAUUAGGCACAUAGCUAUAGAUGAAUCAUUCCUCCAAACUGCACAGCAGAGUUUAUCCUAAGAUUUCCUUUUAAUGAGACACUGUUCCUUUUAAUGACUUGGUUGACUUUGCUUUACUUGGUGGUCAAGUUGCCAUCUCUUGUUCAACUGCAAGUGUGUCCAACUCCUCAUUGUGGCAGGCAUAAGGUAUUAAGAACAUGCUGAAAGCAGUGCAGGUAAAAGAGUCAAUGCAUGCAUCAUGUUCUUCCGUGACAAGAAUGUUCUCAGAUGCAGCUUGAAUCGCAUGGCGUGCUAUGUUCUUUUGUAUUGGCUAAACUUUGCAAGACAAAAUGCAAGUAGACAUGUUCUUAGCUUUGACGGUGGAAUCGGUCCUCCUCGAUUGUCGAGGCUAACAGAGACCGAUUCCUCAGCCUUCAGCAACACAUGGUAGAUGAACAGAGCAGGACCGGUGAGAUCUGGCUACAGGUUCUGCGGCUAAGCUCACCUACGGUUCUCUCCGUUUUCUGGUGAUCUAAGAGGGGUUGACUUUUGAGGCAGAGGUUGAAUGCAUGGUUUCAGCGAGUCAGAGAUAAUAAAAGCUGCUUGAGUGGUCGAAGGUCGAAGAUGGUGAAGAUCUGCUGCGUCGGAGCGGGCUACGUCGGCGGCCCCACCAUGGCAGUCAUCGCCCUGAAGUGCCCGGCCGUCGAGGUGGUGGUCGUCGACAUCUCCGUCGCCCGCAUCACCGCGUGGAACAGCGAGCAGCUCCCCAUCUACGAGCCCGGCCUCGACGACGUGGUGAAGCAGUGCCGGGGGCGGAACCUGUUCUUCAGUACCGACAUCGAGAAGCACAUCGCCCGGGCGGACAUCAUCUUCGUCUCCGUCAACACGCCGACGAAGACCCGCGGCCUCGGCGCCGGCAAGGCCGCCGACCUCACCUACUGGGAGAACGCGGCCCGCAUGAUCGCCGACGUCGCCAAGGCCGACAAGAUCGUGGUCGAGAAGUCCACCGUCCCCGUCAAGACCGCUGAGGCGAUCGAGAAGAUCUUGAUCCACAACAGCCGGGGCGUCAACUUCCAGAUCCUGUCCAACCCGGAGUUCCUCGCGGAGGGCACGGCCAUCAAGGACCUGUUCAACCCCGACCGGGUACUCAUCGGCGGCCGGGAGACCCCCGAGGGGAAGAAGGCGGUGCAGGCGCUGAAGCAGGUCUACGCCAACUGGGUUCCCGAGGACAGGAUCAUCACCACCAACCUGUGGUCCGCGGAGCUCUCCAAGCUCGCCGCCAACGCGUUCCUGGCGCAGAGGAUCUCGUCGGUGAACGCGAUCUCGGCGCUCUGCGAGGCCACCGGGGCGGACGUGGCCGAGGUGGCCUACGCCAUCGGGAAGGACACCAGGGUCGGGCCCAGGUUCUUGAGCGCCAGCGUCGGGUUCGGCGGCUCCUGCUUCCAGAAGGACAUCCUCAACCUCGUGUACAUCUGCGAGUGUCAUGGCCUCCCGGAGGUGGCCAACUACUGGAAGGACGUGAUCAAGAUCAACGACUACCAAAAGAGCCGCUUCGUCAACCGGGUCGUCUCCUCCAUGUUCAACACCGUGUCGGAGAAGAAGAUCGCGGUGCUGGGGUUCGCCUUCAAGAAGGACACGGGCGACACCAGGGAGACGCCCGCCAUCGACGUCUGCAAGGGGCUGCUGGGCGACAAGGCCAAGGUCUGCAUCUACGACCCGCAAGUGACGGAGGAGCAGAUCCAGCGCGACCUGGCGCUCAACAAGUUCGACUGGGACCACCCCGUCCACCUCCAGCCGAUGAGCGCCACGGAGGUGAAGCCGGUGGCGGUCACCAGGGACGCUUACGAGGCCACCAAGGGGGCGCACGGCGUCUGCAUCCUCACCGAGUGGGACGAGUUCAAGAAGCUAGACUACGUCAGGAUCUACGAGAGCAUGCAGAAGCCGGCGUUCAUGUUCGACGGACGCAACGUGGUGGAUCCACAGAAGAUGAGGGAGAUCGGCUUCAUCGUCUACUCCAUCGGCAAGCCGCUGGAUUCAUGGCUCGUUGACAGACCUGCCGUAGUCUAAUUCUGAGCUUUUCCCACAGCAGUAUUCCACCCUUCCUUCUUCCAUCCAUCCAUCUCAUCUAUUUACUUCGUCCACUUACCAAUUAUUGUCACCUCAAUCUUCUUGCAAAGACCAAAAUCCAUCGCUAGUCUUUUACUACUCAA